This is a messenger RNA of Condylostylus longicornis, 736 nucleotides long. RefSeq names its product 60S ribosomal protein L26 (gene RpL26). Gene Ontology annotation, cellular component: cytosolic large ribosomal subunit; ribosome. Bases 162 to 617 code for a protein of 151 amino acids. Gene Ontology annotation, biological process: cytoplasmic translation; ribosomal large subunit biogenesis. The record is from RefSeq and is a predicted model, not a curated record. Lineage: Eukaryota; Metazoa; Arthropoda; Insecta; Diptera; Dolichopodidae. Gene Ontology annotation, molecular function: RNA binding; structural constituent of ribosome. The transcript has 2 exons.
AUUAGACAACAAGUCCCGCUUUAAUGGGUUUUGAAAUGUGCAAUGGUCACCGUAAAGCAUUUUUCAGGAAACGUCAAUUUUUACUUGAUUUUAGUAUAUCCGUGUGUCAAUUUCUUCUUUUGGUUGUUUUCAUAAAAAGUUGUUGAUUUAAACAACAAAACAUGAAAUUCAAUAAACUUGUUACUUCCUCACGCAGGAAAAAUCGUAAACGACAUUUCACAGCUCCGUCACAUAUUCGACGAAGGUUAAUGUCAGCACCUUUAUCUAAGGAACUCAGACAAAAAUACAAUGUACGGUCAAUGCCGAUUCGUAAGGAUGAUGAAGUUCAAGUAGUUCGUGGUCACUUUAAAGGAAAUCAAGUUGGUAAAGUAGUGCAGUGUUACCGUAAAAAAUUUGUAGUUUACAUAGAAAAAAUUCAACGUGAGAAUGCCAAUGGUACCAAUGUUUAUGUUGGAAUACAUCCAUCAAAAUGUUUAAUUGUUAAGUUGAAGUUGGAUAAGGAUCGUAAAAAGAUCUUAGAUCGAAGAGGAAAAGGACGUCUCGCAGCUCUAGGAAAAGACAAAGGUAAAUAUACUGAAGAAACGGCCACAGCUGCUCAGCCAAUGGAAACAGCGUAAACUAGAUAUCUGCAUUGAUAAUAAUUUUAAAAAGAAAUUAAAAUAAUUGGAAAAGUAAUUUUAGACUUUAAUUUUUAUAUAGACGAAUAUUAAAAAGUAACCUUGUUUAUUGAAUAUGA